GAUGUCAGUGUUGUCUCACGUUUCUCUGACUGCAACAAGUGAGAAGAAGAAGUGUCACGUUGCGGCGAAAACAAGUCUCACUGCAGUAAAAUUGUGUUAUUAUUUGUCUACAGAAUUGUUGAGUGAAAAUAAAAUGGGGCGCUCAUCCAAAGACAAACGAGAUAUAUAUUACAGGCUUGCGAAGGAGGAGGGCUGGAGAGCGAGAAGCGCCUUCAAACUCCUGCAGCUGGAUGAGGAGUUCAACCUUUUUAAAGGUGUCAGUCGUGCUGUGGACCUGUGUGCGGCGCCUGGCAGCUGGAGUCAAGUCCUGAGCCGUAAACUCCGUGGAAAAGACAAGAGUGAAGAGGUCAAGAUUGUGGCAGUUGACCUGCAAGCAAUGGCCCCUUUGCCAGGGGUCACACAAAUUCAAGGAGACAUCACCAAGAGUUGUGGCUCAGUGCAUGAGAAAACUCAUUUUGAGGAAGCAGCUUUUAAAGAUAGAUUUCUACAGCACAGGAGAUUAUUCAACAUUUUGAAGGACAGUCUGCAGACUUGGUCGUAUGUGAUGGUGCCCCAGAUGGUUUUUUUCUGUAUAGUUACUGGUCUUCAUGAUGUAGAUGAGUACAUUCAGGCACAGCUCCUGUUGGCGGCUCUCAAUAUCACCACACAUGUUCUUAAACCAGGUGGCAACUUUGUUGCAAAAAUUUUCAGGGGCAAAGAUGUGACACUGCUGUACUCUCAGCUCAAGAUCUUCUUCAGCUCUGUAACCUGUGCCAAACCACGCAGCAGCCGCAACUCUAGCAUAGAGGCAUUUGUGGUGUGUCAGAAUUACUCUCCACCUGAAGGUUAUGUCCCCAACAUGUCCAACCCUUUACUGGAUCACUCUUAUGAUAUUGACUUCAACCAGCUAGAGGGGCCGAACCGGAUAAUAGUUCCUUUCCUUGCUUGUGGAGAUCUUAGUGCAUUCGAUUCAGACAGAACUUACCCGCUUCAGCUUGAUUGUAGUAAAGAGUACCAGUAUUUACCACCCACCCAACCUCCAAUCCGGCCUCCAUACCAGCAAGCCUGUCAGCUUCGCAAGAAUAACUUGCUAGCCAAAGAGGACUCGCCUUCUGGCACACUUGGUGAUUCCCUGUCUGCUUUAGAUCUCGAAACGAGUCCAGACACGAACAUGGACACACCAGGAACCUCCAACUAAUGGAAAUUACUGAUUUGCACAGCUUUUGUUAAAAUCUUUUCAUUGUUUUAUUAUGAUUGAUCACAAUUUAUUUUUAGAGUUUUAAGAUACUCUCAAAAAUGUGUUUUUUGUACCUUAUUUUAAAGUUGUCCCUAUAAAGGUUACUGUCCCAGUGACGAGCUGUCAUACCCAGAAAGGUACAAUUUCUGCACAUUUUAUUUAUUUGUAUUUUUUAAAUCAACUGUAGGUUGAUUUAUAUUUUAUCUUUUAUGUAUUUAAUUGUUUCUCUGACUUCUAUUACACCCAGAAUUGGCAAAGAUUCUUCUCUUUGAUUGGUCCUUUGCACAAGUCACAGAAACUACUUGAUUGAAUCUGAGCUUUGAACUGCAGUUCUACAUGUUAAUAAAACACAAAUAUACCAAAAACAGAGUUAGUUGUUUAUGCUCAAUACAGUGGUUCAAAUUCAUUUAGAAAAAAAGCCUGUCUAUAUAUACAGAAUUAAUACAAACAUAUUUUAAAAUCUCAGAAUGACUGCUCAAAUAAUGGUUAAGUGAAGUUUGGAAUACGUUCUAAAGCCUGCAAGUGGGAAGAUCUUGCUUGCUUAAUGUUCCAUGCAUCCAUUGUACAUUUUUAUAACUAGUAUUUGACACUAAGCAUAACCCACCAGCUU
Molecule: messenger RNA, 1826 nt
Organism: Carassius auratus (goldfish)
Lineage: Eukaryota; Metazoa; Chordata; Actinopteri; Cypriniformes; Cyprinidae
Product: putative tRNA (cytidine(32)/guanosine(34)-2'-O)-methyltransferase
Exons: 11
Coding region: 2-1177 (391 amino acids)
Biological process (GO): cytoplasmic translation; tRNA methylation
Cellular component (GO): cytoplasm
Molecular function (GO): tRNA methyltransferase activity
Source: RefSeq, a predicted model, not a curated record